This is a messenger RNA of Protopterus annectens (West African lungfish), 636 nucleotides long. Its product is annotated as integumentary mucin C.1-like. Lineage: Eukaryota; Metazoa; Chordata; Ceratodontiformes; Protopteridae. The record is from RefSeq and is a predicted model, not a curated record. The transcript has 12 exons. The coding region runs from base 1 to 636 and encodes 211 amino acids.
AUGUUGACAUGCAUUAUUUUGUAUUCUACAGCUACAACUACUGAAAGUACGACACCAACUACAACAACAACAACAGCAGCAACAACAACUACAACUACUGAAAGUACGACACCAACUACAACAACAACAACAGCAGCAACAACAACUACAACUACUGAAAGUACGACACCAACUACAACAACAACAACAGCAGCAACAACAACAACAUCUAGUGAAAGUACAACAACAACAAAUGCAAUUAUAACUGUAACAGGAACAACAAAAACAACACAAACCACUGUUUCUGCAACAAAACCUACCACACAAACCACUGUUUCUGCAACAAAACCUACCACACAAACCACUGUUUCUGCAACAAAACCUACCACACAAACCACUGUUUCUGCAACAACACCUACCAGUCAAACUACUGUUUCUGCAAUAACAGCUACCAAACAAACCACUGUUUCUGCAACAACACCUACCAAACAAACCACUGUUUCUACAACAACACCUACCAAUGUAUGUCAUACAAAACUUUGUGGAACUCUUCUUGCAGAAUGUGUUCAGAUUGGUCAAAAGAACUACACCUGCCAGUGUCCAUUUGGAAAUUAUUAUAACAAAUUGUCAGCAACAUGUAUUUUAGGUAAGCAAUAG